UCAUGAACGUUGCAUUGACAAUCGUUUGAAGCUCCGUCUGUAUUGUAUAUAAACACUGUCUUCACUUCUGUCGUUCCCAAUAUUUACUGAACAUACUUUCUACCAUACCCAAGAUGCCCGACGUAACAGUAAUCAAUAACCUUAGUGAAGAAAUCCAUGUUGCUUUCUUCGUAGGCGUACCCGCCAAUUGGAAAAAUCACCUCAAGCCCGGAGAACGUUGGACAACGCACCUAGCCAGCCUCCCGCUUCACUUUGAAGCACGCUCUGUGACCGGGAAUCGCGAGUUCAGCCACAACGAAUCCAUGGAGAUGCUUGCAACCAUCGGAGGCACUUGCGCUGCUGGUACUGCUGCUUCGGUAGUUUCAGCAGGUGCAUUGUUUGCCAGUGACAUGCUUGCUGGCAUACCCGUGGUUUCGGUGCCACUUAUGGCUGCUGCGAGUGCUGGUGGCACGAAAUACGGUGAGUGGGGUGCAGAUGUGAGGAAGUGCACUGCGAGGGUGUGGGUGCCGCUGUGGGACCAGCCGCAGUAUUCAGUUAGAGUGGUUGAUGGGAGGUGUGUUCUGUGGGAUGUCGAUGCUGAUAGAGUGGUCUGAUAGCUAUGGCUGACGAGCUGUAUGACUGACUCUCAUGAUGCACGUUCCAUUUGUAAGUCAAAUAUUGUCAUUGUACAUAUCAGUAGCUAGCCAGGUCCAGGGCCUGCAUGAAAAACUACGCCAAC
Messenger RNA from Suillus fuscotomentosus, 718 nucleotides. RefSeq lists its product as uncharacterized. The transcript has 2 exons. Lineage: Eukaryota; Fungi; Basidiomycota; Agaricomycetes; Boletales; Suillaceae. The record is from RefSeq and is a predicted model, not a curated record. The coding region runs from base 114 to 593 and encodes 159 amino acids.